Molecule: messenger RNA, 3474 nt
Organism: Hemibagrus wyckioides
Lineage: Eukaryota; Metazoa; Chordata; Actinopteri; Siluriformes; Bagridae
Gene: tspan7
Product: tetraspanin 7b
Exons: 8
Coding region: 81-830 (249 amino acids)
Cellular component (GO): membrane
Source: RefSeq, a predicted model, not a curated record
UUGAGAGCGGCAGCGCUGAGAGAGGCCGCAGCUCGCGCCGGAGAGCGAGAGCAGCGCGCGCACCGCCCGUUCACUGUAGUAUGGCAUCGAGGAGAAUGGAGACCAAACCCGUGAUAACGUGUCUGAAAACCCUGCUCAUCGUUUACUCCUUCGUGUUUUGGAUCACGGGGGCCAUCCUCCUGGCUGUGGGACUAUGGGGGAAGUUCAUGCUGGGUCCAUACAUCUCCCUGAUCGCUGAGAACUCCACCAACGCACCGUACGUCCUCAUCGGCACCGGGACCACCAUCAUCGUCUUCGGGCUGUUCGGCUGCUUCGCCACCUGCAGGGGGAGCCCAUGGAUGCUCAAACUGUAUGCGAUGUUCCUCUCGCUGGUGUUCCUGGCUGAGCUGGUGGCUGGCAUCUCUGGGUUUGUUUUCCGUCACGAGAUUAAAGGCACGUUCCUGAGGACCUAUAACGAAGCUGUGCUGAACUACAAUGCUCAGGAUGAGAGGAGUCUGGCUGUGGAUAAUGUGCAGAGGAGUCUGCGUUGCUGUGGUGUGUUGAACUACACGAGCUGGUUCAAUAGUGUUUAUUUCCCCACUAAUGGAAUUCCCCCCAGCUGCUGCGCCAACAUUUCUGACUGCAACGCCUCAGACCUACGCAACGCCACCAUAGCGGCUGGCAAAGUGCACCAACAGGGCUGUUAUGAGUUGGUGACUUCCUUCAUUGAGACUAACAUGGGCAUCAUCGCCGGAGUGACGUUCGGCAUCGCCUUCUCACAGCUCAUCGGGAUGCUGUUGGCAUGUUGUCUGUCCCGGUUUAUCACGGCUAAUCAGUAUGAGAUGGUGUAACAGAGUGGACGUAGGAAGCUGUGAAGAAGGCAUAACAUCAUUUCAGAGACCUGGGAAGGAAACCCAAGAUUCUAGCACACUCCAUUCUUCUUCUUCUUCCCUUCUGUCUUUCUUUUCUCCUUCCUUUUUCCUCUGCCUCGCUCUGCCCUGGUUGUGUAUCAUUCUUAACUGUGCAUUUUGUGUGCCAGCUUUCUCUUUCAGAAAUCCUUACCUUUACACCACACACACACACACACACACACACACACACACACUUCGCUCUGUACAAAGCCAUGCAUGCUGAAGCAGUUCCACUGAAACCCCACCUGCGUUUUUAUCUGAACUCUACUCGACGUCGGUGCGUCCUAGCUGUAGUUCUUUGUUCCGAUAAGGUUUUAAGGAAACAUAAAUCUACGUAACUAUGAUGAAAGUAAUACUAGUUUUUUGCGUUGUCGUCGUAGCUGUACGUACACCGUAGUGACGUCUUCGGAGGAGAACGUUUACGUUUCUUUCCCGCCAUUUUUUCCGAGUGCCAUUUUUUUUUUUAAGAAUCCCGCCGGAGCUGUACAGAGUUUUUGUGCUGGUGCUGCCGUUUAGAAGCUCGUCCUGUCUCAGCGCCGGAGUCGGUGUGUCCUAGCGGAAUGACCACGUAUGAGGGUAUAACGUCACGCGGAAAUACGAUAUAGUAUCACAGCGUUAAGGUAGCAAUGUGUUGUUUCAGUCCGAGAUCACUGCAGAAAAUAAACGAAGGGAAAAAUCAGACGUAAUAUUUAAGAAAAAUAAACCUGUGUGAUGACGUGACCCGCCGCAACGCCGGAUUUUGUUUCGGAAAAAGUACACGGAAUUUUUUUUCCUAAAAAAUAAAGCAGCUGAGAGAAAAAUCCCAACCUGACAGAAAAGAUUCUUAACAAAAAAAUAAAAAACAAAAAGCUGCAUGUCUCAGAUUUCACAAACAGAGAGUUUUUAUUUAUUUAUUUAUUUUUGAAAUCCCGGAGUUCAAGAUGAUGAUGACGUGGAUUUCCUGCUCCACGUGUCCGUAAACAAAAUUAAACCCAGUUGUACUGCCCGGUUGUUCGGACAAUUCCGCUAAUCAGGUUUUAAAAAUCUCCGGAUGAUCGUCUCCAGGAUAAACGAGAUGACGAUUUCUUUUCCCCUUCCAGAAGCUGGCGUCGAGUUUGAACAGGAGGUGUAGCUGACUGCUCGAUGACAUUUUCAGCUACAUUGCUAUUAAAAUGCAAAUAAAAAAACAACAAAAUACUAUCGAAUCGGAGGCCGACAUCACGGACGCUUCAGUAACGCACCCAGGCGUUAGUUAUAGUUCCUUUGUUAAGAUUAAAGUGAACAGUCAUAAGUUUCAUGUACGUCGUAAUUCACAUGAAACGAAACGAUCUGGACAUUUUGUGUGAAGCGGGUCAGCAGGAAAUGAAACGUUCCAGCGGCUCGGUGAUAUCUCGGUGCCUGAUUAGCAGAGUUCUUCAAUAUUCGCUUGUCUCUGAUAACAGACUUGGAUCAUGCGGCGCGUUACUCAAGCUGACGGUCGGAGAAUACGGCGUGUCCGGGUCAUCGUCUGUUCUACGUCACUUUCUGAGUCGAUCACAUCAAAUUUUCUUGUUCAAACGUCAUUCGGACAUAAAACUACAAACCUGCUAAUCAGCUAGUAAUCCAAACCCUGAAUCAGACAAGCGGAGGGAUUGUGACACUUUGAUUGACAGGAUGAGAGAGAAUAUGCCCCUCCCAACACCUAGCUCUCGUCCACAGAUAACUGUGCCAUGGAUGGGAUUCAAACUGGUGAUCUCACAGCAGCAGGACCAUGAUACUCCACAGAAGGUCAUCGCAAUACUUUAAUACAGGUUUAACUGACCGCGGUAUUUAGCCACGUAUCGGCGUGUCCUGUCUUUGAGCUGACAUUUUGUACAUGAUUCACUACAGAGCAGAUCACGAGCAUGUCUCCCGAGGUUAGGUUUCUGUUCACUAGUGCCAAAUGUGGGUGUGUCAUCGAGCCCAUAUAUGGACCGUGAGGGGGGCGGGACUGAGAGCUGUUAUCCGGCUAGAGUCAGUCAUUUUUUGUUCAAUCUACACGAGUCAUGUCCAGUACACGGUCCUGCUCGUUAGCUAGUAAUCAGUUCAUGCAGUUAACAGGUUACUGAAGCUAGGUCAGUUCUCCUUCAGACAAAAACUCAUUUUAGUCACAUUUUACUACACAAACACACUAAUAGCUCUAGUUAAUAAGUUGAAUCCACACGUUGUGGCGUUUCCCAGAGCCGGAGCUCCUGUGGCUGUGAUCUCGGACUGAGCCGCGGCGUGUGAUAGCGGUCAGGCUGCUGGCUCCGUGUUUAAAAAGCCGUGUUUGUGACAUUUUGUUUUUGAUAUUCUUUACGGUUUCAUUAAGAUUAAUAUGACGAUGUAAUGACUUGUGUUCUACAUGAAUUCUGCUUUUUUCAGCUUCCCCUAGUUUCAGUCCGUCGUUCAGUAUUAAAUUAGAGGAGAAACGGAUCGGUCAUCCAGCGCCAUCCGAAUCCGAACAAGCGAACGGAUAGUGACACUUUGUAUAAUAAAAGAUUUUUAAAAACGCAUCACCAGCUAGCAUGUGAGCAAAACUCUCUGUUGGUUAUUGUAAACGACUGUGAUAUCUGUUAAUAAAAUGGUUCUUUCAUCGUUAACAGCG